Molecule: messenger RNA, 426 nt
Organism: Trichophyton rubrum CBS 118892
Lineage: Eukaryota; Fungi; Ascomycota; Eurotiomycetes; Onygenales; Arthrodermataceae
Exons: 2
Coding region: 1-426 (141 amino acids)
Source: RefSeq, a predicted model, not a curated record
AUGGACAAGGGAAGGAAGCAAAAAACAUGCGGUGAACAAGAAAGCGAAAAGGAAAAUAAAGGGAGGACUACCUCAGAUCUUGCGGUCCGUGGGGUUUUAAACUUUCGAGACUCAGAAGGUGUGGCCUUGUGCGGCAUCGGUUUGCUCCAAAUUGUCUAUCACGGAGAAUCCUGGUGCGUGGUAAAGGAUGCAGAGAGUUGGUGUUGGGUACUGGCCAUGGUGCUGGAUGCCUGGACAAGCCGGGAUAAUCUCCACUGCAAGCAGAGAAACAUGGCUCCUCCUGAAGGGGAGUCUCUGGCGAUGAAACGUCCGCGGGACCUGGGCAAAGCGGACAGACAGUCACUAAUACUUUACCGCCAUGCUAAGAUGCGUGAAGGAGAAAGAUCUUCGGUCGAUAUUAGAGUUCCUUCACAGGACAAGCAAUAG